AUGGCUGCCAUCAAGGCAGAGCGGAAGCUAUGCUUGCACCCAGCUAGGCCACGGAGGCAUAUCCUGAAAGGAGCAUGCAGAAAGUUGCUUUGUUCCGAUGCGCGUUGGUGCAGAGACGAGAAGAUCCCACUUUGCAAGGCUGCUAAGAUGUAUCGCGUGCACGGGGGGGAUGGCCAUGUUGUCACCUCUCAGCGUCAUUCCAAGGUACGGCAGCUGCCGACGCCGCUGCGUGCAUCGGUACUGAAGGUAGGCGCACUACAAGUCCCAAAGAAGCAGGAUACGUCAAACGUGGUGCAGGUCGCCAGGGGCCUGAUUUCGUUGACCUCAAGAAGCUGCCCCACAGUUGCGGGUUUAAACGCGCAGGUCAUGAAAGAAACGGACGAGCUUUUGCAUCAGAAGGUGAGCAGUGGUGAGGCUCCUGGCGUUAUCAGUGUCGUGCUGAGGCAUGGUGUGCUUGCGCACAUGGACUCAUACGGCUAUGCUGACCUGGAACGUCAGGUUCCUAUGCGCCCUGAUACCAUUGUUCGACUGUACUCGAUGACCAAGUGCAUUGUUUCAGUGGCGCUCGGUAUCUGCCUAGAGGAGGGGCUGGUGCAACUGGAUGAUCCGGUGUACAAGUUUGUUCCCGAAUUUGCUGAAGUCCAAGUCAAGUCGGAGGAUGGGAACGUCAUGCCAGCCAACAAGCCCGUCACGGUUUUGCAGCUGCUAACGCACACGUCUGGGAUCGGCUACGGUCCUAUGCUGGGCGAUGAGCCUGAAUGUGAAGCGGAGGAGCGAUUCCUCGCGCUCAUUCAGCGAGCUAGCCUGGGCAGAACCUCCCCGAAUGAUGUCCGAGCCGUCCGAAGCCUGGAACACUGGUGCCAAGAGUUGGCCAAAAUUCCCCUGCAGCAUCAACCUGGCGCUCAGUGGCUCUACUCCUAUAGCCAUGAUGUGGUGGGACGAAUUAUCGAGGUUGCUACAGGAAGAAACCUCGAUGCCUUUCUUGCAGAGCGCAUCACGCAGCCCCUGGGAAUGGUAGACACAGGCUUUGAAAUCCCUCGCAGCAAGUGGCAUCGCACAGCUGCAAUGUACCGUUUCCAUGAGGAUGGGGAGUUCAAGCAAAGGCUUGUGCGGAUUGAUGCGCCGAGUGUGGAAGCCAAUGAGUGGAUUGUCGGCAACGCAAGCCCAAUCCUGUCAGGUGGGGGCAGUGUCGACUCAAUGACUGGGGGCAUGGUCAGUACCGCAGCUGACUACGCGCGCUUCUGCCUCAUGCUGCUGCGGAAGGGGGAGCUGGACGGCACCCGCAUUCUGACGUCCGAGACUGUGGAUCUGCUCUGCUCAAAUCAGCUGCCGACAGCUUCAGGCCGCGAAGACACCUGGGCUUUCGGAACCCCAGGGGUUGGUUUCGGGCCUGUUGGGUCGGUCUCGGUCAAGCACCCGGCCCUGGAGGAGGCAUUGCGGCCUGGCGAGUAUGGCUGGGGUGGAAUGGCGGGCACAGCCUGGACAAAUGACCCGGAUGAGGACAUGGUGCUUCUGAGCUUCUCCCUGGUAGCUUUCGACCUGUCCACGGAGGAGGUCCUGCGAGCUGGGGUGCGCAAAGCCAUCGCAGCUUUCAAGCAG
Molecule: messenger RNA, 1599 nt
Organism: Symbiodinium pilosum
Lineage: Eukaryota; Dinophyceae; Suessiales; Symbiodiniaceae
Source: the annotation of a GenBank genome assembly